UCGGCAGCGCCGGCGGCACCUGGGCCCGAGGCGGCGGCACGUGAGGGCUUCUGGGGCUUUGCGGGCGUCCCUGGGAUGUAGCGGGAGCGAGACCCACGGCCAGGCAGGCCUCGGACCUGAGAGAAGCCGGGACGUCUGGCGCCGGCGGCCGUCUGUGGCUUUUCCCGCUCAGGACUACGUCUCCCGCCGGCCCCUGGGGCACGGGCCCCGCCAGCGCCCCCUUUCUGCGCCCAGCGUCAUAGCCCAGGCCCCUGGACCUCGUAGCUCUGCCACCUAAGGAAUCUGCCCUUCCCCAAGGGAGGAUCCAGGAGGAGAACUCGUCAGCCCUUGACAUUCUAAAAGUCAUGUCCCUCGGGUCAGAAUUGUUCAGGGAUGUGGCCAUAGUCUUCUCUCAAGAAGAAUGGCAAUGGCUGGCACCUGUCCAGAGGGAUUUGUACAGAGACGUGAUGCUGGAGACCUACAGUAGCCUGGUCUCAUUGGGUCUUUGCAUAUCCAAACCUGAUGUGAUCUCCUUUCUGGAGCAAGGCAGAGAGCCCUGGAUGAAGGAGAGAGUGACAGUAGGAGACCUGUGUCCAGUGUUGGAGUCCCAAUAUGAUACCAGGGUAUCAUCUCCAGAGCAGCCUCUUUGUGAAAUUGAGGUACCCCAGUGGGGGGUAAGGGAGCAUCUCACAAGUAAUGAUCUUGAGCAUUCAAGUGUCCUGGAUGAUUGGGAUGGCAGAAGCCAGUUUGACAGACAGCCAGGAAAUCCACAUAGACCUUUCAAUCAAAUGUUAAUCAGUCACGAAGAAAUGCCCACUUUUGACCAUCAAUCAUCCCUUACUUUUUAUCAGAAAAUUCAUACUGAAGACAAACAUUUUGUAUAUAACAAAUGUAGAAAAAACAUCUGGCAGGAGGAUUUUCUUAUUAAUCAUCAAGGAAUUCAUACUAAUGAGAAACCCUAUAAAUGUAAGGAAUGUGGGAAGGCCUUUAAAUAUGGCUCACGACUGAUUCAACAUGAGAAUAUUCAUUCUGGAAGGAAACCCUAUGAAUGUAAGAAAUGUGGGAAGGCCUUCAAUUCUGGAUCGAAUUUCAUACAACACCAGAGAGUGCAUACUGGGGAGAAACCUUAUGAGUGUAAGGAUUGUGCAAAGGCCUUUAGUCGAAGUUCACAGUUGAUUGAACAUCAGCGAAUUCAUACUGGAGAGAAACCAUACCAGUGUAAAGAGUGUGGCAAGGCCUUCAAUCGGAUCUCACAUCUUAAAGUACAUUACAGAAUCCAUACUGGUGAAAAACCAUAUGCUUGCAAGGAAUGUGGGAAGACCUUUAGUCAUCGGUCUCAGCUGAUUCAACACCAGACUGUUCAUACUGGCAGAAAACUCUACGAGUGUAAGGACUGUGGGAAGGCCUUUAAUCAGGGCUCAACUCUUAUUCGACAUCAGAGAAUUCAUACUGGUGAGAAACCGUAUGAUUGUAAAGUAUGUGGAAAGACAUUUAGAGUGAGUUCACAGCUUAAGCAGCAUCAGAGAAUUCACACUGGAGAGAAACCCUACGAAUGUAAAGUAUGUGGAAGGGCCUUCAAACGGGUCUCGCAUCUUACUGUGCAUUAUAGAAUUCAUACAGGUGAGAAACCAUAUGAAUGUAAGGAAUGUGGGAAGGCCUUUAGUCAUUGCUCACAACUGAUUCAACAUCAAGGAACUCAUACUGAGAAAAGACCCUAUAAAUACAAGGACUGUAGGAGGACCUUAACUCACGAUUUAACUACUGUUCAACAUCAGAAGCUGCAUAACAGAGACACAUGUGAAUAUAAUAAAUGUAGAAAGGCCUAUCAGCACGUAUCCCUUAUUAAUUAUCAGAGAAUUUAUGUUGGCAAGCAGCCAUAUGAAUGGAAGUAACAAGGAAAGCCCAUUAGCUUAGGCUGAUCCAAGCUAACGCCUGUGUCUUGGAGAAAGUCUUCAGGACUCUAAUACAAGUGAGAAUACAUUCGCUUAGAGGUUAUCCUAUGUCAGAAAAUUUCUAUCCCAAGAAACAUUUUAUGGUUGUAAAUGGUUUAACCCAUGGCUGCCUAAGAAGCAGAGGAAGAAGGGAAAAAGAUGUUUAAUACAUUUCAGAAUCACAUUUUCUAACCACAUUGUAAUAAUCAUAGCAAAAGCUGAAGUUUAAUUUUCUUGGAAAUAGAAAACGAAAAGCCAAAUUACUCUCAGGUUCACAAAAAAAAAAAAAAAUCAAAAUUACCAUGAAUGAUAAUGUAUAAGCUGCCAAAAGAUGCACCCAGACCUACCCACAGUGGAAUCUUUACAGCCAAGGUCGUGUAUCUACAUGAAACCUGAAAGACUAUAUCAAAUACACAUUAAAUGUAUUAUUCAAGACUGCCAAGAACCCAGGAAAUGGAAGAAUGAAAUAAAGACAGAGAGUGAGGGUAGUCCAGUCCAGGAAUCUUAGUUUUAAUUACUUUGUGAUUCAGGAGUGGUCUACGUUUGGGAGUGUUUCAUAAUUGGGGUUAUCAGGAAUUCCAUGACAGACAAAUGCUGGUUGCCUACCCAGCACCCAUGCCCUCUUCUCCUUAAUGGAAGAGCCUGCCUUGCCUUAGUGUCUGAAAAUAUCAGAUACUAACUUUGUAGUGUGUGCAGCUUUGGGUGGCCAUAUGUCCCACAGUGUUGGCCAGUGUCAUAUGCUGGGGGUUUGGGGAAAGAGUUUUCUCAUUCAGAAGAGAUGUAUUGUGUGGUGGAAUGAGAAGGCCAUGCCAAGUAGCCGCUGACAAGUGAGCUUCAGUUACUCAGGAAUGGCUUUGAAACCCACCUCGCAACCAAGCCUGCCUGGCAACAGGCUGUGAUUGGAUGGCUUUGGAAACCACGUGGCAACAGAGCCUGCCUGGCAACAGGCUGUGAUUGGUUAGGGCAUAAACUGCCCCUCGACCAGAUUGGCUAUCUUGGUUAUUUAAGCUGCUGUACCAACUGAAAUAAAUGAGUCUAAGGGCUGCUUGCCUCUGGCCUGCUUUCACCUGACUCCUGGGGUCUGUUUGGUGACCCCGCACCUCUUGCCCCCACCACACUCCUCCACCUCAGAAUGAAUCCACAGCAACAGUGAUGGAAGACUCCUUUUCUCACUUCUUGCUUGUAAACAUCUUGCUAUUCGAGUGUGAUGCCUGCAGCUAUCUUGGAACCAGGAGGAGAAAACAGGAUUCAGACAAGCACUCAGCUAGAACUGCUUCUUUGAUGCCUUGUUAUAGGAAAACUAAACCUUUAUUGGUGAAAUUUGUUAGUUGUAUAUUUUGUAAACUCGUAACCAAUAGCAUACUAAGUAAAAUUUUACUUUAUUAUGAUUGAUAAAAGUGGCCUGAAGAUACCUACUGUUUUGAAUUUUACAUUUUUUUUCUUUGUGGCUCAAUACAGGAUUGAUUUUUGUGUAUGUUCCAUGAACAUUGAGAAAAUACAUAUUUUAGGGUACACAUUUCUAAUAAGUAUCAAGCCACUGAAUUAUAAUGAUAAAAUUCUCCCAUGUUUUACAUAAUUUGAAUUACAGGCUUGGAAUUUCUUAAAAUUGAAGUUUUUUGAACCUAGAUCUUGAACUUCCAGAGACAUUUGCUUUUUAAUUUAUGUUCUUUGCCUAUAAAAUACAUUACUAACCCUUCAUUAUGAAUCGUAGGUUUUAUAAUUACAUAAUAACCAAUUUUGCCUAUCACAGAGGUUUGCCAGCCAAAUCCAGCCUGCUGCGUCUUUGAUGAAUAAAGUCUUACUGGAACACAGCCAUGUUCAUUUGUUUAUCGUCUGCAUCUGCACAGCUACAUCACAAAUGAGUAGGCACAGCAGUUUACAUGACCACAAAAGCAUAUUUAGUCUCUGACUCUUAAAGUUUGCCAACCCUUGGCCUAGAGCAGUUCUUUUGGUACCUGAUGUUUGUUUGCCUGGUACACUUGCCCAUCCAUUUGUUUUCAGCUUGUCACUUGA
This is a messenger RNA of Lepus europaeus (European hare), 3923 nucleotides long. RefSeq names its product zinc finger protein 582 (gene ZNF582). The record is from RefSeq and is a predicted model, not a curated record. Gene Ontology annotation, biological process: regulation of DNA-templated transcription. Lineage: Eukaryota; Metazoa; Chordata; Mammalia; Lagomorpha; Leporidae.